Cucurbitaria berberidis CBS 394.84 is the source of this 1216-nucleotide messenger RNA. RefSeq lists its product as uncharacterized. The transcript has a single exon. The coding region runs from base 317 to 730 and encodes 137 amino acids. Lineage: Eukaryota; Fungi; Ascomycota; Dothideomycetes; Pleosporales; Cucurbitariaceae. The record is from RefSeq and is a predicted model, not a curated record.
AGUUCCAGAUCGCGUGUCUGGGCGGGCCGUACAUGGGUCUUGUGUUGUUGAAGCCCACAGCGACUGAAACGUGCUUGCGAGCGCACCGUCUUUUUCUUUGUCUGGUCAGAAUGCCAUGCUUGCUCCGGUACCUUGUUUCAUGCUUCCAAUCAAUUUUACCGGAGACUCGCCCUAUUCGCAUCGUGUUGCGCGCAAAUAAUCUUUUCGUGUGUCUACAUUUGACAUGGCCUUGAUAUGCAGGUGCUGAGGGGUUCAAUCGCAGCUUCCGGUUCUGGAAUCCCAGCAAUGGCCUUGACUUCACUGACUGACAGGACAGAUGGACCCUUGGCUGAGGGGUACUGCCGCCACUAUCAGUGCCCUCGGAGCCAAAUUUCUUGCGUCUUCCGGUCCCUCGCCGUCCAUUGCCUUUGUAUCUUGGCUAAGAACGGCUGUCAGACGAUUCGAUCCCACAAUUUUGUCCAAAGGCUGUGCUUCACACGCACGUGCGCUCGCCCUGCCACACUCCUGUGGUCCCGGCGAUUUCUGCCCCAAACAAUCUGUGGCAAAGCAAGUUUCAUCCCCACAAAAUGAUGUCAGAUCGCCAUAUUCAUUGUCCAAACUUUUUACUUUCAAGAAUAAAGAAGCUGGCGUGUUGCGUGAUCGUUAUCCGUUGCCGACUGAUGUACUACCGCAAGAUGCAGCAUCUGGGCUCGAAAUGACGUCUAAUAAUAAGUCUGGAAUGUGGUGGUGAACAGUGGAGAGACGGUAUCAUUAACCGUGAUUAAGCGACAUCAGAUGAUUUCUCGUGGUAGAUACACCCCAGAGCCCGCUUACAGCACUAAGCUCGUCGAAACAUGCCGAGGAGCGUACCUCUAUUCAACAAUUCCCGGAUUGACGACGCUCAGUGGCAAGAGGUGUAAGAUUGGAUCGAGAGCGUCAUUGCGGGUCAAUAUCAAGUGUCGUCGCAGGCAAUCCCAACUCAUCUCGUACUGGACUCGUACUGGAGAGCUCUGCGCGGGUGAACAUGUGAGUAUAGAAUGUCACAAACCAAAAUGGGGCGAUCUUCUGCUGCAUCAGAGGCCCUUGAAGGAGACUCGAUCUCUUCGUGCUUUGGUUGCUUGAGAAUGCGUAUAGGUUGUAGUCCACCUAGUACUAGACCACAGUGGAAACCUCCGGAACGUCAGGAUUAUGACAUGUCUCAGAUCGUCGUGGGGUCCUCGAGGGUGUGCAUUACUAG